Molecule: messenger RNA, 3133 nt
Organism: Anguilla rostrata (American eel)
Lineage: Eukaryota; Metazoa; Chordata; Actinopteri; Anguilliformes; Anguillidae
Gene: pigt
Product: phosphatidylinositol glycan anchor biosynthesis, class T
Exons: 13
Coding region: 108-2111 (667 amino acids)
Biological process (GO): attachment of GPI anchor to protein
Cellular component (GO): GPI-anchor transamidase complex
Source: RefSeq, a predicted model, not a curated record
CACACUCCGCUACAGCAGAUGGCAGCAUGUAGCCCAACGUCAUUUCGUAACUGUCAAAAUCCAUCCACCCACCCAAAAGAAGACAACGCGGAAGUAAUGUCAAAAAAAUGGCAGCCUACAGACAUGGUCCCGUUUUGUUGCUAGGUUUUGUAGCGCUGGUAUCGCAUUUUGUGAGUGCUUCAACCCCGAAUAAUUUGGAAGAUAUUAGAGAAGAACCGAAAUCCACUGAUGGAACGGACAGUGUGCUUCCUGAACGUACGGACACCAGGGAAUCAAACGAGUUUACGCCGAGACAGGACGGUAGUGCCGCCAGCCGGGAAGCCUUGGAAUCCGACAGCCGAUGGGAGGCUACGGAGGUGGAUCUCGACACUGUUCCCCUCAGCGGCGAGAAAGCGACAGGAAACCUGCGCGAUGAAGCUGCAGAAGCGUUUGACUCUCUGCGACAUCAACGAUAUAACGACCAGUUUCAAGAGGAGUUGGUCAUCAGGCCGCUUCAUUCUGGAGACAUUUAUUCAAGCUUUCAGUUUCGCACUCGCUGGGACACGGACUUCUUUCAGAAAGGGAAAAAAGUGGCAGAUUACCGGCUUUUCCCCAAGUCUCUGGGGCAGGUCAUCACGAAGUUCUCUGUGCGCGAGCUGCACAUCUCCUUCACCCAGGGCUUCUGGCGGACCAUGCAGUGGGGACAGCCCUUCCUGUCGGCCCCGCCUGGUGCGGAGCUCUGGGUCUGGUUCCAGGAUACUGUCACAGAUGUGGAUGGGGCCUGGAAGGAGCUCACUAAUGUGCUGUCCGGAAUCUUCUGUGCAUCUCUGAAUUUCAUCGACUCCACCAACACUGUGCAACCCAGUGCCUCCUUCAAACCUCUGGGAGUGGGAAAUGUGACCAACCAUAAGUUCCUACGGUAUGCUGUGUUGCCACGGGAGAUUGUUUGCACAGAAAACCUGACACCAUGGAAGAAGCUUCUACCCUGUGGCUCUAAGACUGGCCUGGCGGUUCUGCUGAAGUCAGAGAAGCUUUUCCAUAGCAGUUUCCACUCUCAGGCCGUGCACAUCCGGCCCGUGUGCCAGGACUGGAAGUGUACAUCCACUGCAUGGGAACUUCGGCAGACUCUGAGCGUCGUCUUCGACCUCUAUACCUCUGGACAGAGCAGAAGGGAGUGGUCCCUGUUCAAGAUGUUCUCCCGCACACUAACAGAGGCCUGUCCCCUGGCUUCCUCCAGUAAGAUCUAUGUGGACGUCACAGACAACAGCCAGGGGGAGCUGUUUGAGCUGAGCCCAGUCUCCCCCAUUCUAAGCCAAGCAGUGGUGCUGGGCGACCGGAGGACCUACUCUGUGUAUGACCUCAUGACCCCUGACACCUUCGGAACUCUGCGAUCCCUCAACAUUCAACUGCGCUGGAAAAUGAUGGAUGUUGCCGAAGGCCUGAGGCCUCUCUUACACGGCGAGCGCUACGUGGCUGGGUACGGCCUGCAGACCGGGGAGAUCCACACGCUCGUCUACAACAACCACCCGUACCGGGCCUUCCCUGUCCUGCUGCUGGACAGCGUCCCCUGGUACCUGCGCCUGUACGUCCACACGCUGACCGUCACCAGCAAGAACCGCGAAAACAAGCCCAGCUACAUUCACUACCAGCCCUCUAAGGACCGACUGCGCCCCCACCUGCUGGAGAUGCUGAUUCAGCUGCCCCCGAACUCUGUCACCGAGGUGACGGUGCAGUUUGAGAGAGCCCUGCUCAAGUGGACCGAGUACCCCCCUGACCCAAACCACGGCUUUUACGCAGGCUCCUCCGUCAUUAGUGGCCUGGUGCCCAGCAUUGUUGCCAUGGAUACCAACAGCACACAGGAAGGGCCUCUGUUCAGCAGCUUCUUCCCCUGUAAAGAAGAGUCCACAUAUUUUGUGCGGGUGUACACUGAGCCCCUGCUGGUGAACCUGCCCACCCCUGACUUCAGCAUGCCCUACAACGUCAUCUGCCUCACCUGCACCGUGGUUGCCGUGGGUUACGGCUCCCUGUACAACCUGCUCACCCGCACCUUCCAGGUGGAGGAGCCCGGCCCCGGGCUGGCCAAGCGGCUGGCCAACGUCAUCCGCAGGAUCCGGGGCGUCCCGCUGCUCUGAGCCUCGCCCAGGCCAAGCCAGGCCAAACCAGGCCGAGCCAGGCCAAACCAGACACUCCUGGGGAUUAUUCCAGGACAUUUGAACGGGAUGUUGAGCUGGGGGUUGUACAUAUUAAAGUCUGAGGAGUAACUUGAGGAGGCUGGGAGGAGAAGAGAGAUAUCGGCGUUAAAGCCUGGGGGCCGAGGCUGGAUGCAUGUGUUUGUGAAUGGCCUUAGUCUGCUUGCUGGAAGACUACUGUGGUUAUAGAAAUGCAGCCAUGACUGGAGACUGUGAGAACGGAGAUGAGAACACUGCUCCUUUUGCCCGCUGUGAAAACAAAAGUGCAUUUCGGAGACAUUCCUGUGGCCCAGAAACAGAUGCUUGGAAGGAACAAGUCCUGCUGUGCUGUGAGUUUGGGGGGGGGGGACUGUUCUGUACCUCAGAGUCAGACCUUUCUCCAUUUUCAGUGUUUCAAGUCCCUUUUUUUGCAUCACUGUUUAUUUUUCUGAAAGUAAUGGGUAAUCUUUUUGGGUGGAGACCCUUAUAACUAACAGAAGACCCAGGCGCUGAUUCUCCUAUGAAUUCAGUGCUCAAGGAAGACUUAACAUUUGUCUUAACAUUCUUUCAGACACAUUCCCAUGCAUGUUUCCUCAAAAAGUGUACGAUGAUCAUUUUAACAAGUCGUCGCUCCUUACCCACCUCUGUGUUUACCCGUGUACCCUAAAACACGUUUGUUCUGAGUCGAAGUUCUGAGUCAAAAUUGUGAUCCACACUCUGUGGAAACCAUAUCAUGGGUAGGACUUCCACCCACUCAGGAUGGGUUCCAGAAGCCUCUCAGAAAUGACAGCAGUUUCUUUGCAGGCAUUUCUUUCCCAUUUUGCACUGGUCUGGUGUCUCAAUAGGGUACGAUUUUCAUGUCAUGAUUUUGUGUUGGGCUUGUAUAAAAUGGGUAUUUAUUUGUGUCUCCUUUCAAUAAACUGGGCAGGAAGUCAGAACUGCCUGUCCAUCUGCCUUUUGGAUAACUUCCCCCUUUCACAUCCUGA